This is a messenger RNA of Chionomys nivalis (European snow vole), 7554 nucleotides long. RefSeq names its product nectin cell adhesion molecule 3 (gene Nectin3). Gene Ontology annotation, biological process: heterophilic cell-cell adhesion; symbiont entry into host cell; homophilic cell-cell adhesion. NCBI's taxonomy places the organism in Eukaryota, Metazoa, Chordata, Mammalia, Rodentia, Cricetidae. The record is from RefSeq and is a predicted model, not a curated record. Bases 217 to 1866 code for a protein of 549 amino acids. The transcript has 6 exons. Gene Ontology annotation, cellular component: adherens junction; apical junction complex.
GGGCGGCGGGCGGCUCCCGCUUCAGCCUCGGCAGUGGCGUCGGCGACGGCGGAGUCGAGGCAGCCGCGAGCGCUCGGCCGAGUGGCGGCGGGCGGCGACGGCGCAGGAGCCGGGGGUUGAGGACACGCGCGCUGGCCCUUCCACGCCGCCGCCGCCGCCACCCAGAGCCAGAGGCGCCGGGGCGCGGGCGAGCGGGUGGGCCGGGGCAGGGCGGGCAUGGCGCGGACCCCGGGCCCGGCCCCGUUGUGUUCUGGAGGCGGCAAAACACAACUUUCCUCGGCUUCUCCUCCCGCGGCCGGGCUGCUGCUGCCGGCCCCGACGCCGCCGCCGCUGCUCCUGCUGCUCAUCCCCCUGCUGCUCUUCUCCCGGCUCUGUGGUGCCUUAGCUGGAUCAGUUAUCGUGGAGCCACAUGUCACAGCAGUGUGGGGAAAGAAUGUUUCGUUGAAAUGUUUAAUUGAAGUGAAUGAAACUAUAACACAGAUUUCAUGGGAGAAGAUACAUGGCAAAAGUACACAGACUGUUGCAGUUCAUCAUCCUCAAUAUGGAUUCUCUGUUCAAGGAGAUUAUCAGGGAAGAGUCUUGUUUAAAAACUACUCACUUAAUGAUGCAACAAUUACUCUGCAUAACAUAGGCUUCUCAGACUCUGGAAAAUACAUAUGCAAAGCUGUUACGUUCCCACUUGGAAAUGCCCAGUCCUCUACAACUGUGACUGUGUUAGUUGAACCUACGGUGAGCCUGAUAAAAGGGCCAGACUCUUUAAUUGAUGGAGGAAAUGAAACAGUAGCAGCCAUUUGUAUAGCAGCCACUGGAAAACCAGUUGCACGUAUUGACUGGGAAGGUGAUCUUGGUGAAAUGGAAUCUACUACAACUUCCUUUCCCAAUGAAACAGCCACGAUUGUCAGCCAGUACAAGCUCUUUCCCACGAGAUUUGCUAGAGGAAGGCGAAUUACUUGUGUUGUCAAACAUCCAGCUUUAGAAAAGGAUGUCCGAUACUCUUUCAUUCUAGACAUCCAAUAUGCUCCUGAAGUUUCAGUUACAGGAUAUGAUGGAAAUUGGUUUGUGGGAAGAAGAGGUGUUAACCUCAAAUGUAAUGCUGAUGCAAAUCCUCCACCCUUCAAGUCCGUGUGGAGCAGGUUGGAUGGACAAUGGCCUGAUGGUUUAUUGGCUUCUGACAAUACUCUUCAUUUUGUCCAUCCACUGAAUUUCAAUUAUUCUGGUGUUUAUGUCUGUAAGGUGACAAAUUCCCUUGGUCAAAGAAGUGAUCAAAAAAUCAUCUACAUUUCAGAUCCUCCUACUACCACCACCCUUCAGCCUACAGUUCAGUGGCAUCCCUCAACUGCUGACAUCGAGGAUCUAGCAACAGAACCUAAAAAAUUACCCUUUCCAUUGUCAACUUUGGCAACAAUUAAGGAUGACACAAUUGGCACCAUCAUUGCUAGUGUAGUGGGUGGGGCUCUCUUCAUAGUGCUUGUGAGUGUUUUGGCUGGAAUAUUCUGCUAUAGGAGACGACGGACGUUUCGUGGAGACUACUUUGCCAAAAACUACAUUCCACCAUCAGACAUGCAAAAAGAAUCGCAAAUCGAUGUUCUUCAACAAGAUGAGCUUGAUUCUUACCCAGACAGUGUAAAAAAAGAGAACAAGAAUCCAGUGAACAAUCUAAUACGUAAAGACUACUUAGAGGAGCCUGAGAAAACACAGUGGAAUAAUGUAGACAAUCUCACUAGGUUUGAAAGACCGAUGGAUUAUUACGAAGAUCUAAAAUUGGGAAUGAAGUUCGUCAGUGAUGAACGCUACGAUGAAAAUGAAGAUGAUUUAGUUUCCCAUGUAGAUGGCUCCGUAAUUUCCAGGAGGGAGUGGUAUGUUUAACAACCACUAAUGUGACUUCACUAUGUACAAUGUUUCAUUCAUACUAGUUGAUCAUUUUCAGAUUGUUCAUACUUUUUCUUGAGGAAGAAUAAGCUUUUCCAAGUUGAUUUCAAGCUUACUUUUUAUAUUCUGAUCUGACAAAUGAAAAUGUAAAAUCUGGGUUCAAUGUAUCUGAGCUGCUUUACAAUUUUUUUCACUGCUGUACUACUGUCUCAAGAUUUAAAUUCUAAUGCAGAGUACUUUAUUGGUCUGAGGCACACAGGUAAGAAGAAAUGUCAACGUUAAAUGUAUGCCGUUUUGGUACAAAAAUUAAAAACAGAAAAAAAUGAAACUACCUUGGCAUUGUGUAUUAAAUGUUUACCUAAGACUAUAAUCUCAAGUAUAAUGUCAUGUAACAUGGUACCUCUCAGAGCGUAUCACCACUAGGUGUGCUCCAUCAAAAUUGACAGUAAAUCUAAUUCAGAAAUGCUUAUAUAUUUUUAGUAUACUAAAAUUAUUCAUUCUGAUGGAGUAUCUUUCAUUUUCAAACAUUGUUUUCUAAGUUUCUAUAUUAAUAGAAUCUUUACCUCUGAAUUUUAAUGAACCUUGCCAUGACUUCUGUAGAGUGGCUUUUCAAAGAUAUUUUGUUGCACUAAAACCAUGGCCAUAAACUCAGUGAAUAUGAUGUUUGGAAGAGCAUAAUUAGCUGGUCAAUAUUUUUGUCCACAAUACAUGCAAGAGUAGUAAAAUAUAUGCCUCCUAACACAAUAAUUAUUAAUUUUUUCAUCUCUGGAAGAAAGUUCUUAAGUUGUUUUGUGAACAUGGUUUUGGUAUAUGAAGCAUUGGCCUUAUUUUAAUGCUUUAUUUGCUAAGUAUGUGAAUAGUGAUGAAAGUAUGGUACACAGAUAAGUACAGAGAGAGUAUUUGAGUAUAUUCGUGUGCCAGGUUUAGACAUGAGCUAUUUCAGCUAGGAAUCUACGCAAAGAAUUUUCUAGAUAAUCUUGAUUUAGUAUUUAAUGUUGGUGUUGUUUAAACGGGUAACUGUAAAAAACAAUUAAAAUAAACUUUGAAGCUUGAGGUUUAAAUAGAGAAAUUGAAUUAUAGAACCAGUUGUUGAUAAUACUUGCUGAUGACUAUUGGUAAUCCAUCCCUUUUCUCUCCAUGUCCCCCUAAAUGUAUGUAUGUUUCAAACUUUUUUGUUUUCAUUUUUGUUUUUUUUUUUCAAAUUAAAACUGGAAACAUAUCAUGAGAAUUUUUGGGUUUAUUUUGUUCAUUUGUAUCACAUAGCUCAUUAACUAUAUUCUUUCCAGUAUCAUAUAACUUUUGAGACAUGUUAUUUAAAUAUUCAGAUGUUAAUCUUUGUAUGGUAACUUAAUGCUGCAGUCGAGUUCUAAAAUUGUGAUAAUGGCAAAUGUUUUAAGGCCCAAAGAAUGUUUUUCUAUUGAUAAUGAAAAAGGACUGUAUAGAACAAGUAUCUUGCAAAGACAGUGAAGAUGUUAUGAAAUAAAUCAGAAUAGAUAAAUUAUUUUUAAUAAAAAUGUAAAUUAGGUGAUCUUCACCAGCCACCUACUCCCAGUCAUCUUUUAUUCAUAUAUACAUAUAUAUGUAUAUGUAUACAUGAAUUUUAUUAUAUAAUAUAAAAUUCCAUUCUAUAUAUUUCAUAUAGAAGACAGAAUUGUGGCAUACUCCUAAAAUAUAACAAGUAGUGAAAGCUUUAUUCUGAAUAAUUAGAUACUAUUUUUCUUUAGCACUGUUGUAGAAAUUAGAGGAUCUACCCUAACAUGUAUUAUAAGGCAAUAAUAUCAGAUUAAGAAAGAUGGUUAGUUUAUCAAUAUCUCAUUGAAAAUAUGUUUUAAUAUAUUUAAUCCCCUAAUAUACAAAUAGUAAGACACAUUAGUUCGAGUCAUUGGAAGUCACUUCCUUAGUAGUAAUACACUGUGACAAACUUAACUUGAUGUCCAUUUAAGUAUGAGUAGUGCUAUGAGCCACAAGAAAGAUAGGCCUAAGAUUUCUUUCCAUGAAAGAUAAGAAUUUAUUGCUCUUUUGAUCAAAAUUUUAUUUUGAGAAGGAAGUUUUUGAUAUGCUGUAUGAGUCCAAACAGAGUGAUCACAUUUAGGAUUCUAUAUAAGUCUUGACUUGAAUAUAUAACUCAAAAGAAAUUAGUGCUUAAGAAUUGUGUUUCUAAAGUACAGAUACCUACUGAUGAUGAGCUCCCUCUCAUGCUGUGCCUAUUAUGUGGCUAAUUUUAGGCAUUUAGUUUGGUUUUGUGGGCAUAAGGCAAUCUGGAAAUCUAUGACGUAUGUAAUAUAGUCUGUAUUCAUAAUCUGGAUUAUUUGGCAUCCUGGGAGCUUGGCAGGUUUUAGGAAUCUUAGAUUGGUGCUUAAGGCUUUUCGAGAGCAUUGCACUGUUGAUAAAGCUUUGUGUAUGCACACUGUACAUAGGGAGUUGUCUGUGAACAUGAGUAUUCACGUGAAUACUAGUGAUGUGCACAGCUGAUUGUCAGGUAUAUACAAAUCUAUCUCUGUGGAAUAUUUGAAAGAUCAUUUUUACCCUAUAGAGACCAUGUUUACUUUUGUUACUUAGAUAUGUUUUGAACUGUUUUUCCAUUUUUAUAUUUAUCUCAUGGUUUCUUUUCUACUGCUAAAAUAUUUCAAUAACACAAAUUGUUUUUUCCUGUAAGUUUUAUUAAAAUAUAAAAGCUUCCAUAAGCUAGAAGUUAGCUAUAGACUAGCUUUUGACUGUGUUUGAAUAUUUAGUAUUUAACCAUGUGCCUGAUAGGAGAUGUGUGUUGCUGUGCCGAUCCCCUUUCAUACACACACACACACACACUCAUACACACAUACAUACAAAGCUAUAUAUAAAGAAAUUGUUAAGGUUCUUUUAGUAGUAACUGCUGCUUCUGAUAGUCAUUCAUAUGUGAGAAAGUUCUAAAAAGAAGCUAAAGCUCCACGUUUUACAUUAUAGGAUUAUAGGAAUUAGAAUAAGUGCAAAAUUUGACAAAAAUGUCAUUUCAUAUGAGAAAAAAGUCAGUGUGAUUUUGAUAGUGUUAAAGUCUAUAUAAAUAUAUUAUUUGUACAUGGCAGUAGUUUACAUGAAAUUCGAGAAAGGAAAGAAUGGUCCACAGAAGGAGAUUUUAACCUUACAGGGUCUAAAGUAGAGAUUUAUCCCCCCACUUGUUAAUUGGAGAUGUCCUGUCAAAAAAAGGGUGGGAUUUUAUUUCUAUUUCUCAGCUUUUUUUGUUUUGACAUUGUGGGAUUGGGUUUCACUUUCCAAUUUUAGUUUUUAAUCAAUAACCCCCCCGCCCCAUUUCUUAUUUAAACCAAGUUAGGUUUUUAGGUUUUAGCUCUCAUUGCCAUGUAGUAACUCAUAAAGUUUCAAAAAAAAAAAAAAAAGCGCUUUUUCAGUGGUAUAUUUCUAGUAUAUGUGCUGCCGAAGCGAGCACUCAGUGGUAUAUUUCUAAAGUGAGAUGAAAUUCUGUAUUUUUUCUUGCUCCUCAUAUUGGCUACUAUGUAUGGUCAUGUAUGUAUAACCCAUUUUCAUUUCAAUUAAUUAAAAUGCAAUUAAUAAUCUUAGGAAUUAGGAUCUACUUUAUUUCUCUUCCCAAACUACUAAUAUCAGGUUAAAGAUAGAGUUAAGGAAACUCUGACAGUGCCUCUAAGUGGACAUGUUAGCCACAUUGACAAGCUAGCCAUUACACAGUUUGCUUUUAACAUGUUUAUCUUGUGUGUUCAUCAUCAAGAUAUUCAGAAAUAUUUAAAAAAUUGCAUCUUCACCAAACAUGUGCAGCCUGUUUGUCUCACCUUUUCUUAAUUUACAAGUUAUUGGGCAUUUUAAAUGAUAUGAAGAUGAGUCGUAUGUAGGAGGAUUUAUACAGGUUAUGUUCAUCUCAUAGUGUACUCGGGAUCUGAACAUUGCUGUAUGUUGGCAUCUUGGGAUCCUGGAACCCUGGUAUAGAUACCAGUUGGUUUUUGUUCAUAUCAGCUCAUUUUAAAGGAAUCUUAACUUGUCUUUUAGUGGUGUUUACUUACUGCUUAUGAACUGUUUUGAGUAGAAAUCACACUUUAUAAUCAAUUUCCUGUUUACUGCUUGUUAUUUCUAAUAGUGGUAUAUAUUUUUCUAAACUAUUUUUGAACAAGUAGCCAUUUCUUUAAAUGGCAUACACUUUGGAUUGUUUUGUUCACCUCGUGGUAUACCAAUAAAAAUUGAUUCAUGAAAGCAUAUUUAGAUAAUGUCGACAGUAUCCCUAAAGUUUUAAAUGUCUCUGUUUUCUUCUGUUAUGUUCCAUCCACAUUUUUAGAACAUGAAGAUGAGUAGUGAAAGAAACUAAGGCUACUUUUACAAAACAUUGCACUAUAUUUAUUUUAUGGAGGGGCCAUUUAUUGAAGCUUGGUACUGAUUAUGUCUGUUUGACUUUGGAAGAGGAAAGCAUAUUUCUUUGUGGGAAGACAGUAGCAUUUCACUAGCUGCACACAUGAGAGUGGUCACAUUACAGCAGAAGUAAUCUUUAAGUCUUCAGAACAAUCCAAAGACAUAUUUUUACAUGCAUACUAUUUCAAUAGAUAUACAUUAGUACAGAAAUUAUACCAUUCCAAUUACCAGAAAUGUCUCAGGGAAAACCUACUUUGGAGAUUUUUUUUUAUUUUUUAUUUUGAAUCCACUUACUUUGGUUAUUGCUUGUUCACUGUCACUAAUGUCAAAAUUUAAGCACAUCACCUUCCUGCCAUUACCUCAUUGACAGCAAAUCGUCGUCAUUCAUUCUAAAAGAUAAAAAUAGUUCUAAAAACCAGCUAUGGAAUCUUUUAAAAAACUUUUCAUAGUAUCUUUAUUAUACCAAAAAUGAAUAUUUCUCAAAUUUCAAGCAGUAAGUAUUCACAUUUCUUCAUGUUUUAGGAGGUUUAAUCAGGAUGCCAAGUAUAAUCUGUAUAUUGUAAUUUUAGAAAUACCUUUUCAUGUGUUCUGGCUCACAUGCCAGAAGUUUCUUCCCUCCUUCCUUUUGUUUGUUUUCUAAAAAUGGCUUCACUUUCCUACAGUUUUCCUGUGUGGAUUGUCCCAUUGCAUCCCGAAUGCAUCUUCUGCAUGUUUAUGUUGGUAAGGUCUAAAGCCUUGCUUCAUUCAAAUUUCAUUGUGUGACAGGGUUACUUCAUAGGAAAUGAUGCAUUCUUCCACCAUGAGGUUCAUAAUACUUGCUUUUCUGCUCUGACACUAGCAAUCAUUUGGUCCUCAAUGCUGAGCCACAGUAACAGAGGGCGUUCUCAUGUCCAGAUAUAUUAAAUGUGUGUUUAUAUGUGGUGUGCCUGAAACAUGAAUAAGUCUACCCAUGCUUCUCCUUUAUGGAAAACUUCCUUUUCCCCUUUUCCACACUGGAAGGCCAGUCCAUGUAAGUGUAUCUGAAAUGACAGAUUGAUGAUACUUCAGCAGAAUUAAAAAAUGCCAACCAUGGUCUUUUCUGUCAUCUUGUAUGUUUACACUUUAUUCUUGUUUUUGCCUGUCUUUUGUAGAUCAGUGAAAACUCUGGAUUGUAACAUGAGCUAAAAAAAAUUAGUGUGUAUUCCGUAUAUAUUUGUGCUACUAGAGCAACUCAAUUGUAUGUAUUUUAAAUUAGUCCAAAGUGGACAUUUUAACUCUGAUAACAUAAAUGCUUUUAAUGUCAAUGUCAUUGUCGCUAUUUGGGAUGCAUAAUGUGCUUCACUUUUAAAGUUAAUCUCUUUU